AUGGCCGCGCGCGAGCUCAUCGCGCUCGAGGACGUGGCCAAGAUGCCCGCUCCAGGUCUUAGCACGCCUGUCAACGUGAGCUUCAGCCCGGACGGUCGCAUCGUGGCCUUCCUGCAUGCUCCGGGGGCACAGAGCGGCCUAUCUCGGCAACUGUACGCGCUGGACGUUGCUUCACGCCGCGUGUCACUACUGGCUGCCCCUCCCAAUCAAGGCAACACGGAGGGGAAUCUGAGUCUCGAAGAGAAGCUACGACGCGAGCGUCAGCGUCAAAUGGGGGUGGGCAUCACGUCCUACGCGUGGAACCCGUCGUCACUCUCUCAACGCAUAUUGUACCCUCUACAAGGCGAUAUUUACCUUCAAGAACAGCCAGGAGCGGAGCUUAAGUUGCUCUUUGAUAAGACCUCGACUGGCGUCGCAGGAGGUGCCAUCGACCCGCAGUUCUCGCCCGAUGGCAGAUGGGUCGCCUUUGUGCAGGACAAGGAGCUCUACGUGAUCCCCAGCCACGUGACAGAGGGCGGUCAACAGGCUGUACAGGUGACACAAGGAGCUCGAGGCGUCGAAGGCAAGUCCAAUGGACUCGCUUGCUUCCUAACCCAAGAGGAACUCAGUCGCUUCCGUGGCUUCUGGUGGUCGCCCGACAGCACGAGAAUCGCGUUCGAGGGGAUCGACGAGAGCCACAUCCCCAAGUUUAGGAUCAUGCACUCAGGCAGCGCGGAGCCGACGGGAGACGCGGCGCAAGAGGACCAUCGCUAUCCUUUCGCCGGUGCUGCCAACCCCCUGAGACGCCUGGGAAUUCCCACGCCUGUAUGGAUGGAUUUUGCCAAUCCAGACCCCGAUUUCUACGUCUCCAGAGUCAAUUGGCUGCCAGAUCAUUCGCUUGGAGUGCAGAGACUCAAUCGACUGCAGACGGACGUGACGUUUCUGCGCUUUGACGUGCAAACUGGACGUGCAACGACGCUGCUUCAAGAGAGCAACCCGGUGUGGCUGAAUGCGAAUUAUCUGUUUCGUAAUAUUGAGGCGGAGAGUAGGAACACGUUCCGGUUCUUAUGGGGAUCAGAGCGAACUGGGUUCAUGCACUUGUAUCUGUACGAGUACACGGCUGGAGCACCAGGAGCACGACUGCUUGGUGCUGUGACGAGUGGCCGGUGGCAAGUGGAAUCUGUGGAAGGUAUCGACUUAAUGCAGGGUCGCGUCUACUUCUGCGGUACUAUGGACUCCCCAUUGGAGCGACAUUUGUACGUGACGUCGCUCAUUUCCGUCAGUGACCCGCCGCUGCCGCCUAUGCGACUUACUGGGGCUGAAGGCAUGCACAGUAUCGUGAUGGAUAGCAGCUGCCGCAUGUUCGUGGAUGUGUACAGCAAUACUACGACCCCUCCUCGUGCGCAAGUGUGCACGGUGCCUUCGGACGCGCAGCUUGCAGCAGUAAAGCCAGUUGAGCCGGCCAACCCGGCGCUGGCAGCAGAUCAAGCAGCCCCCGUGUCUGCUGAGCUUGCUGCAGUGUUCCAGAGUAUCCAGGACUCGGCGUACCCACUCACUACGGAGCAGGAAGACCUGCGUGUCUCGAUUUUGCAAGCUCAGGCUAAGCUCAGUGUUCCAAAGAUUAUUUCGUUCCCGACUCGUGACGGUAAGGAGACGCUCUAUGGCGCUGUAUACUUGCCCGACCGAGAUAUCCAUGGUGACGGACCGUACCCCACAAUGGUGAGUGUGUACGGUGGCCCGCAUGUCCAGCGUGUGGCACGCAUGUGGGCGAUGACUGUGGAUAUGCGAGCACAGCGGUUUCGUGAUAUGGGCUACGCGGUGCUGAAGGUGGAUAACCGUGGUAGUUUUCGUCGUGGGUCAGCUUUUGAAGGCGCGAUCAAACACUGCAUGGGCACGGUAGAGAUUCUAGAUCAGGAGGAUGGCGUCCGUAAACUUGUGGAGGAAGGGGUUACGAUCGAAGGCCGUGUAGGAAUUUAUGGUUGGAGCUAUGGAGGCUACAUGUCGGCGAUCAGUCUUAUGAAGGUGCCUGAGACUUUCAAGCUUGCUAUCGCUGGUGCGCCUGUGACGAGCUGGGACGGCUACGACACGUGCUACACGGAGCGCUACAUGUCUACGCCUCAGCUGAACCCGACGGGGUACAGGGAAGGCAGCGUCAUGGAGGCUGUUGGAAACAUGCAGAAGGGACAGAAGCUGAUGCUUGUCCACGGAUUGAUCGAUGAGAACGUGCACUUUCGCCACACAGCUCGCCUUAUUUCGGCGCUGAUUAACGCACGGAAGCACUACGAUUUGCUGCUCUUCCCUGGUGAACGCCACUCGCCUCGUCACCUAGAAGACCGAAUUUACAUGGAGCAGCGUAUCGCCGAAUACGUCGAAACCAAUCUGUAA
Molecule: messenger RNA, 2364 nt
Organism: Phytophthora infestans T30-4
Lineage: Eukaryota; Oomycota; Peronosporomycetes; Peronosporales; Peronosporaceae
Product: dipeptidyl peptidase, putative
Exons: 2
Coding region: 1-2364 (787 amino acids)
Biological process (GO): proteolysis
Molecular function (GO): dipeptidyl-peptidase activity; serine-type peptidase activity
Source: RefSeq, a predicted model, not a curated record